CGUAUUUCUCAUGACGACAUAUCGUCUGUGAAGAGCAGAUUCUGGAAAGCCAAGAGAGAAAGAGGAUUUACUCUUUAUUUCUAAACAACACACGAAGUAUCUGUCAUUUGAGAUUUAAAAAAUAAAAAUGGAGCCGUCAGCCAGUCCAGCGAAGGAUAACCACAGGAUGAACAGCUACAAGAACAAAGCCCUGAAUGUGGAGGAGAUGAGACGCAGGAGAGAGGAGGAGGGUGUCCAGCUGAGGAAGCAGAAACGAGAACAACAGCUGUUCAAGAGGAGAAAUGUUGACAUGUUGAACGAGGAGGGAGUCAUGUUUGAGAGUCCACUGGUCGACUCGUAUGUGGACUCCACAGCCACAGAGGAAGGUGUCCUAACGAGACGCCUGGUGGAGAUGCUCUUCUCAGAGGACCCAGAGCUCCAACUCACCACCACACAGACGUUCAGGAAACUACUGUCCAAAGAACCCAAUCCACCUAUUGACGAGGUCAUCAACACCCCAGGCAUUGUAGAGAGGUUUGUAGAGUUCCUCAAGAUGAGCGUCAACUGCACAUUACAGUUUGAGGCAGCCUGGGCCUUGACCAACAUAGCAUCAGGUACAUCCAUGCAGACUAACAUAGUAAUCGAGGCAGGAGCAGUCCCCAUCUUUAUAGAACUACUCAACUCUGACUUUGAAGAUGUUCAGGAACAGGCAGUGUGGGCGUUGGGUAACAUAGCAGGGGACAGUGCAGUGUGCAGAGACUACGUACUCAACUGUAAUAUCCUGCCACCACUAUUAAUGCUUCUGACUAAAUCCACCAGACUGAGCAUGACCAGGAAUGCAGUGUGGGCUCUGUCUAACCUGUGCAGGGGGAAGAGCCCCCCACCUGUAUUUGAGAAGGUGUCCCCUUGUCUACAGGUCCUGUCUAGACUGUUGUUCAGCAGUGAUUCAGAUCUGUUAGCAGAUGCCUGCUGGGCUCUGUCCUACCUCUCUGACGGACCCAACGAGAAGAUCCAGGCUGUCAUCGACUCCGGCGUCUGCAGGCGCCUCGUAGAGCUGCUCAUGCACACGGACUACAAGGUGGCGUCUCCUGCUCUGAGAGCAGUGGGGAACAUCGUCACGGGAGACGACAUCCAGACGCAGGUGGUGUUGAACUGUUCAGCCCUGCCCUGUCUGCUCCACCUGCUGAGUAGUCCUAAAGAAUCCAUCCGGAAAGAAGCCUGCUGGACCGUCUCCAACAUCACCGCUGGCAACAGGGCUCAGAUACAGACGGUGAUCGACGCCAACAUCUUCCCUGUGCUGAUCGACAUCCUGCAGAAGGCAGAGUUCAGAACCAGGAAGGAAGCAGCCUGGGCCAUUACUAACGCCACCUCUGGAGGAACACCAGAACAGAUCAGGUACCUGGUGAACCUGGGCUGUAUCAAGCCUCUGUGUGACCUGUUGACCGUGAUGGACAGUAAGAUAGUCCAGGUGUCUCUGAACGGUCUGGAGAACAUUCUGAGACUGGGAGACCAAGAGGCCAAGCAGGAUGCAGGUCCCAGUGGUACCGGCAUCAACCCCUACUGCUCUCUCAUAGAGGAGGCCUAUGGUCUGGAUAAGAUCGAGUUCCUUCAGAGCCAUGAGAACCAGGAGAUCUACCAGAAGGCCUUUGAUCUGAUAGAGCACUACUUUGGAGUGGAGGAGGAGGACCAGAACCUGGCUCCUCCGGUGGACCAGGUCAACCAGCAGUUCCUCUUCCCCCAGCAGGAAGCACCCAUGGAGGGCUUCCAGCUAUAACGCCCUCCCUUCCCUUUGGUUCAUCCAAACAUCACUCAUUUACCCAUGGAUCCCAUUGGAAGGCUUUCGGUUAACUUCUUCCCCCAUAUCCCCUACCAAUGGAGGGUUUUGAGGUAAAUUAGGGUCCCUGUGUCCCUCCCACCACCACCCAUCCUAUAUGCCCCAGCCCGUGGCUAGCUCUGCUACCUGUGCACUAUCCUUUCUCCACUGUGACCUUCCAGGCUCAACCGUGGAAGAUAGAACGUUGUCCUCUCCCAUGGAAGGCUUUAUCCAACCUAUAUUACCCAAUCCCCGUGAGCGUGUCUCUACCUACCCAAACAGAUCAGACACUUCUAACAGAACACCACGCCUCGGCCGAGGAGCCAAUCGGAGAGCUGAACUCGCACCACAUGACCUGAUGAUUUAAAACACAGCUCUUCCAGAUCAGUGAUCACACACCAGGGCCGUGAUCACACACCAGGGCCGUGAUCACACACCAGAGCCGUGAUCACACACCAGGGCCGUGAUCACACACCAGGGCCGUGAUCACACACACCAGGGCCGUGAUCACACACACCAGGGCCGUGAUCACACACA
Oncorhynchus gorbuscha (pink salmon) is the source of this 2329-nucleotide messenger RNA. Its product is annotated as importin subunit alpha-7. NCBI's taxonomy places the organism in Eukaryota, Metazoa, Chordata, Actinopteri, Salmoniformes, Salmonidae. The record is from RefSeq and is a predicted model, not a curated record. Gene Ontology annotation, cellular component: cytoplasm; nucleus; nucleoplasm. The transcript has 12 exons. Bases 128 to 1753 code for a protein of 541 amino acids. Gene Ontology annotation, biological process: NLS-bearing protein import into nucleus. Gene Ontology annotation, molecular function: nuclear import signal receptor activity; protein binding.